Neurospora tetraspora is the source of this 693-nucleotide messenger RNA. RefSeq lists its product as uncharacterized. The annotation marks the transcript as partial. The transcript has a single exon. The record is from RefSeq and is a predicted model, not a curated record. NCBI's taxonomy places the organism in Eukaryota, Fungi, Ascomycota, Sordariomycetes, Sordariales, Sordariaceae.
ACCUUCCACCUCUUCCCCCGGCUCCCCAUCGAGCUCCGCCUCAUGAUAUGGGAAGCAACCAUUUCUCCGCGCAUUAUUGACGUCCGCGCCAGCACCUACAAUGACGACGACGACGGGGUGACGCCAGCACCACCAAUCCUCCACACCUGCCGCGAAUCCCGCAACGUAGGUCUUCAUAUCCAAGGCGGCUACCAAUUCUCCAACCUGUCCCUGCCCUACUUCGAUGGCAGCCUCUAUGGACGCCCUCGGUAUAUCUGGGUCAAUUUUGAGCUGGAUAUGAUUGACAUCGGCGGCCCGUCAACAUGGCUCUUCAAUGAGUAUCGGCCGAAUAUUAAGCGGCUGAGAAUUGAGCUUCAUCAUCAUAGGGCGGAAAGGGCGGGGUAUGUAUGGAGGAAGCGUGAUGUUCGCCUGUUGGAAACGAAAAUAAGGGAAAAAUUUGGGCAGUUGAGGGAGAUUUGUGUGUGUAUCCCGUGUGAGUAUGCGCACCUGGGGUUGCCGCCAGAUUGGCUACCUGGAGGGAGUGAUGGAGCGUUCAUGGAGGGGUGGAGGAGUAUGGAUUGGGGAAGAAGUUGUAGAGAUGGAGAUGAGGAUACGGAUGGAGAGAGGGGCGAGGAUGGGAAGACCGAUGGGGACAUGUGGGUUUUGGUGUUGAAGAAGAUUAAUGCGAUCGGGAACUUGCGUGAACCAGAAUGA